Molecule: messenger RNA, 1245 nt
Organism: Trichoderma atroviride IMI 206040
Lineage: Eukaryota; Fungi; Ascomycota; Sordariomycetes; Hypocreales; Hypocreaceae
Molecular function (GO): protein binding
Source: RefSeq, a predicted model, not a curated record
AUAGAUGCCCAGAUGCAAGUCGGUCAGCUUGUCGGCUCAGGCCAGGUUGCAUGUAUCCGAGUCUCUCUAGGCCAACGCCGCAUUGCAGUCGUCGGUGAAUCAGAGUGCGUCGCCAUCUAUCACUCGGAGACGUACAAGAUCACACAGGUGGUCAGAGCAACAGAAGCACUCUGUGUAUCAUUUCCUCCGUCGGCUAGCUUCUUCGCUGUGGGUUCAUAUGAUGGCAUGAUCCAUCUAUGGCAACUGUGCGACUCCGAGUUGGAAGGCGUAACUCCUCUCGAAACUUUGGGCAUAGAGGCUAUGAUCAAACAUCUAGCGCUGUCUCCGGAUAAACAGCUACUUGCUGCUGCUCACGAUGGUGGAAUCGGACUCUUCGGCGCUACCGAGGGACGUCUGAAGCGCAAGUUGAGUAUAAAAACCGAUGGCAUCUUACACCUCUCCUUCUCGCCCGACAGCCAGAUGCUACUCGUCAGCGGGACUAACAACGUUGGGCUGUACAGCGUUCAUGACGGUAGUCUAGUGAGGAAUCUUGAAGGGCAAGGCGACUGGGUCAGACAGUCGGCUUUUUCUCCCAACGGUCAAUUUGUAGCAUCGGCGUCUGACGAUCGCAGAGUCAGAAUCUGGGACACGCAGAAGGACACCACUGAACCCGAAGUGACUCUUCAAGGCCAUCUUGACUAUGUUAGAUGCGUGGCAUUUUCACCUGAUGGAAAACUGCUGGCGACUGGAGGGGACGACUACAAGGUUAGGGUGUGGGAUUUGACGACUGAAAAAGAGUCUGUUACCCUAGGUCGACGUUCGAGCUACGUGUACAACGUCGCUUUUUCUCCCGACUCAAAGCGCAUUCUGGCGUCUUGUUCUGAUAAGAGUGUCAGGAUUUGGGACUGGGAAACAGAAACGGCGUUGAAAGAAAUGAAGAAUGAAUAUGAAUGGCGAAACCUCAGAUUUGAUAUACGAUUGCCAGAUUACAUCAUAACCGACCUCGGCGCGCAGUACAUUGGAAAUCAUGGCCCUUCAAAUGAACUGCCAAAUUGGGCUUCAUAUAGUAUGGAAUAUGACGAUGCUGAUGAGACAACAGGCGCCUGCUGGAUUACAUGGCAAGGGGCGAGGGCAUUUCAGCUUCCAGAAGCUUUCCGGCCCACUGCAUCUUAUUUUGAUGAAUCCAGAGUCAUAAUCGGAACAGAAACGGGGCGUAUUUUACAAUUCAAAUUUCACCCGGAUAUUAAGCCGAGCUUAGGACAGUAA